AUGAGUCGAGCUACUUUCCACCCAUUCCCGAACUUGCCUGUUGAAAUUCGGCUGCAAAUAUGGGAAGAUGCAUGUUUUGAUUGGGGCAGUGGUCGUUUUGGUCUGCACUACAUCAAAUUGAAUGAGAACCGGCAACUCGCUCCCUUGAACUGCGAAUGGCAAACGGCUGGUCCCAGAAACAGAUCUGCAUAUCUAUGGCACGCAGGUCUUUGGACGGCUUGCAAAGAGUCACGAGAUAUUGCUGCGAAGCAUUGGAGUAAUCAGGGCUGGCCAGACAUGCAGGAGAACACCAAUGAUAAGAGUCUUGGUGAUGUCAUCUGGUUUCACUCGGAACCUUUUCCUCCUCCAAUUUAUAGUCUAAAAGGACUUAUACACAGGAAAGGCGAUUACGAACCCUGGCGCCAAGUCGCGGAUAUGGAACGAGAUAUAUUUUGCGUCACCGCCGAGUCAUGGGAACUACUGGUCACGAACUGGAAACCCCUUCAUGUCGAGGCUGAGGAUGAAUGGGGGCGUCACUUUAUUGACGACAUCACUAAUAUCGCUGUUGAGUUUGACCCAUCCUGGUAUCAGACGAUGAAAAAGUUCAGUCCGGAUAACCGCGUCAAAGAUUAUCCUCCAUCUUUGGCCUUUUUGAUCAGAUUACUUUUGGACCAGGCCCACAACAAGAAAUACAGGAAGGCGGUUCAACUUAUCGAUAGAAACGUUCUAUGGCACGUUGAGAGUGAACAACUGGCUCGUUAUCAUCUGAUCUACAUGGAUUGCGAUCAUGAAUAUUUUGAAGUGUAUUCCUCUGAACUCGAGCGGAGGAGCCCGCUAUCCGACUUUCUCUCCUUGCUCGAUCGUUUGAUAGGCGGCAAGUUGUCCAAAAUCGAGUACGGAGAGCCGAGAUUGAAGUAUAAUUUGAGCGAAUCGGAUUCGGAGCAGGACGAUCGACUCGCUCCCGAAGAACUAAUGAAAUUUAUCGUGAGGCGGGAUAACCUGCGUCCACGAGACUUGAUUAGAUAG
Fusarium mangiferae is the source of this 1005-nucleotide messenger RNA. RefSeq lists its product as uncharacterized. Lineage: Eukaryota; Fungi; Ascomycota; Sordariomycetes; Hypocreales; Nectriaceae. The record is from RefSeq and is a predicted model, not a curated record. The transcript has a single exon. Bases 1 to 1005 code for a protein of 334 amino acids.